AUGAAAUCACUGCAGCUCCGAGCUGAACCUCAAAAGAGGUUUGGUUUAAAAACCAAGGAAAGAGACGGGGAGUCUCUAGCCACACCUAAUGAGACGAGCUCUUACAGUUCAGGACAGGAUGUGACCAGACAGAGAACCCUGUCCCCAAUCAAAGAGGACCGGUGGGAGGAGGGGGAGGACCGGGGGGAGGAGGGCCCUGUCAGCCCCUUUGGUAUACGGUGGCCGUCGCUUACCAACACGGAGGAGAGACCCAUCCGGCCCGCGGUGAAGGAGAGGGAGAGGACGUUUGAGGACUUCCUGGAGGAGCAGCUGAAGGUGGAUGAAGAUGUCAGGCUGAGAGAGAAACAGGACCUGCAGGAAGCCAAGGGAAUGGCGGGGGGGCGGUACUUCCUGCGCAAAGGGGAGGGAGUGUCCAGAUUGGAGCGAAGCAAGCACAACAUCCAGAGGAGGGCCUCCCUGUCCCAGCUGCCCAGAAGGAAGUUCACCUCUGGCGGGUUGCAGCGGCGUUCCUCGGCCCCUUCCAUGUUCGACCUCCCACUCACCCCCACGGCCAAUUUACCUGCCACGCCCCAUCCCCCAGCCCAGAACCAGUCUCAACAGAGGACAACCCGAUAUGUAGCACAAGAGAUGAAACACAGGGUUAAAAAGCCAGAUGUUGCUAUAGCUAACGGGCAUUGUAAUAAACAGAUGGAUAAACAAACAGCGGUACAUCACCAAGAAAGGAGAGCAAUGGGGAGACAAAUGUCACAAAGCACAGCCAAUGAGAACGCUGGAACUCUUUUAUGCUCCUCUGACAGAAAUGGCAGGGGUCAGAGAGGGAUCAACGGGGCCUGGAGGUCACGGCUGGCGCGAUCAUCGCGCUCAACAUCUGCCGAGCGAGAGGAAGAGGGGGGGUCGCAGGGUCAGACUCUGCCCACUGUGAGGCGAGAAUCUGUCCAUAAACAAGCUGACUUGAAGGAGCCACAGCUGGUGCAGCAUUCUAAAAUCUCCCCCACGUCUCCCUCCAACAUCUUAGUUCCCCCUAGGGUCAGGUCUUCGGAGGAAGGAGUCGGUUUUAAGACUGUCGACGACCGCAUAGUGAGAGUCGUUGGGUCUGGGGCCGCAGAGGGUCGUCCGAGGAGCGGCUCUCGGUACAGCCACAGGGAGGUGUUUAGCCCUGCUCCGAGAGCAGGGCUGAAGGUCAGAGGUCAACCCAGGACCAGAGCGGAGAGUCUCCACUUUUCAAGUGGUCCCUCCUCCAGCGACAAAGAGGCGGAGCAGGAGGGGGGAGUGGAGGAGAGCCCCUCCCCCAAUGCCCAUCAGCUUCCCUCCCCUCUGUCUGCUCCCCCUCACGCUGGGCCCGAGGACCGCGGCCUGGACCUUUCGGAGGGGGACUAUGCCAGCGAUGCCCCCAGCGACAGCGGGGAGGGUCAACUGACCAGCCAAAUGCAGACACCAAACCAGGGAGCUGCCGGUCUCCCCCUCUCCUCCUCCCUCUCCUCCAGCUCCGGCAGCGAUGAGAUUAGGGACGUCCUCUGGUCCGAGACGGCAUCACAGGACCCUGCAUCUGGGACGGCAUCACAGGCACCUCACAAGAUAUCAGCCUGGGGAAGCUCUCCUCUGAGAACCCUGCCAGGGAACCGUCGCAGACCCACCAGGAGGGGGACUGAGCGUCUUUCUUCCUCAGAACUCACGAGGCAUGUUGACCCUGAAGGAACAUCAAGAGCCAAAGACAGAGGAAAGAACCACCCUCUCCAAGUGUUUCAAAAUGGAAUCCAAAAUAUGUCAACCCUCCACAAAGUCACAGCAGAUAAAUAUCAUCACCCUCCACCAAAGUUGAAAAUAGAAGAGAAAACCACAGAGCGAGCGGUGCUGAAGAAGAGAGGAGAGACGGACAGGGACACCAGCCUCGCGUGUCCUGGUUUAUGUGGGAUGGAUCAGGUGAACUCAAGAUGGUGGACCGAUCAGUUGGACCUCAGAAAGCAGAUCCAGGUACUGCAGGAGCAGUUCCAGAGGCGAGAGUGUGAUUGGUCGCAGGCUCACGGUCACCUGCAGACCCAGCUGGAGACGCUGACCAGGGAGAACCUGGUGCUGAGAGACAGGCUGAACUCCCCAGGACAGCACCCCCUGGUGGAGCAGAGGAGUCAGACCACCAGUACCACAGCUCACACACAAGCACAGAAAACUAGAUCACCAUCAUCCUCAUCCAAGGUUGUGUCAGCCAGAUCUGCAGAUCUCACCCAAACCAGAAGUGACACGCCUGCCUUCAACAGACCAGCCUAUCAGAAGAGAGCAGUGCACUCUGCUGUAAACACGCAGCAUCAACACCCUCACAGGGAAGGGGGACCAGCCUCCACAAAGAGACUGUACUCAUACUCAAGAGGCUCAGAGGGCACACUGGCUAACUCCCCCCUUGAGACAGAAACAGAUACACCUGCUAACUCCACCCCUGAAGCACACACUUACACUCACGUCGAGCGUAACCCUGGGACACAUACAAACAUAGGCAUAAGCGAGGAGAUACGCUAUGCAAAUGGGAAGAUUGAACACAUCCUGUCAAAUGGCUGCCGAGUCAUUACAUUCCGGAACGGAACCAGGAAGGAGAUUUCUGCUGACAGGAAGUCUGUGACGGUCACCUUCUUCAACGGAGAUGUCAAACGCACACUGGCUAGUGGGAAAGUAGUUUACCACUAUGCUGACGCCCAGAUGACACACACCACCUACCCUACUGGUCUGGAGGUCCUGCACUUCCCCAAUGACCAGAUAGAGAAGCACCACCCGGACGGACGGAGGGAGAUUGUGUUCCCAGACCAGACCCUCAAGUACCUCCACCCUGACGGGCGAGAGGAGAGCAUCUUCCCUGAUGGCACGCUGGUCAAGAUCUCCCAAGGAGUUAAGACGGUGGAGUUCACCAACGGGCAGAGAGAGGUUCACACCUCCCAGUUCAAGAGGAGGGAGUACCCUGACGGGACGGUCAAAACGGUUUACGUUACCGGUCGCCAGGAGACCAGGUUCCCCUCCGGCCGCGUACACAUUAAGGACAGAGACGGAGCCGUCAUCAUAGACAGGAAGUGAAGCAUGUCUAUCAUCAUAGACAGGAAGUGAAGCAUGUCUAUGUUCACAGACAGGAAGUGAAGAAUGUCAUUUGUCAGGCUGCUGUUUGUUCUGAGGCUUUUGUGCCAAAUUAUGGAAUGAUUCUUACCCAUACAAAAUAUUCUGUAGGUUAUUUAUCUGCUGUUGGAUGUUUGAGAUGAUUGCUUUGCAUCAUAUCUUACAUGUGUGUUCCUGUUUAUCAUGUAAAGUCUGUUUUUCAAAGACGGCGCUUAAAAAUAUUUUUUCUG
This is a messenger RNA of Hypomesus transpacificus, 3320 nucleotides long. Its product is annotated as centromere protein J. Gene Ontology annotation, molecular function: tubulin binding. Gene Ontology annotation, biological process: cilium assembly; centriole elongation. Bases 1 to 3054 code for a protein of 1017 amino acids. The transcript has 15 exons. The record is from RefSeq and is a predicted model, not a curated record. Gene Ontology annotation, cellular component: centriole; nucleus; centrosome. NCBI's taxonomy places the organism in Eukaryota, Metazoa, Chordata, Actinopteri, Osmeriformes, Osmeridae.